Messenger RNA from Fragaria vesca subsp. vesca, 3418 nucleotides. Its product is annotated as vam6/Vps39-like protein-like. The record is from RefSeq and is a predicted model, not a curated record. Gene Ontology annotation, cellular component: cytoplasm; membrane. Gene Ontology annotation, biological process: autophagy; vesicle-mediated transport; endosomal vesicle fusion. Bases 1 to 3018 code for a protein of 1005 amino acids. NCBI's taxonomy places the organism in Eukaryota, Viridiplantae, Streptophyta, Magnoliopsida, Rosales, Rosaceae. The transcript has 12 exons. Gene Ontology annotation, molecular function: protein binding.
AUGGUUCACAGCGCCUACGAUUCCGUCGAGCUCAUCUCCGACUGCCCCACCAAGAUCGAAGCCAUCUCAUCCUACGGCCCUAAGCUCCUCCUCGGCUGCUCCGACGGAUCCCUCAAAAUCUACGCUCCUGAUUCCUCCGGCUCCCGCUCCCCUCCCUCCGACUACCACUCCCAGUCCCUCCAAAAGGAGCCCUACUCCCUCGAGCGCAACCUCGCCGGCUUCUCCAAGAAGCCGCUCCUCUCUCUCGAGGUCCUCCAAUCCCGAGACAUCCUCCUCUCCCUCUCCGAAACGAUAUCGUUUCACGGCCUCCCCAAUCUCGGCACCAUCGCCGUCAUCACCAAGGCCAAGGGCGCCAAUGUGUACUCCUGGGACGACCGCCGCGGCUUCCUCUGCUUCUCGCGCCAGAAGAAGGUCUGCAUUUUCCGGCACGACGGUGGGAGAGGUUUCGUGGAGGUGAAGGAAUUCGGAGUUCCGGAUGUGGUGAAGUCUAUGGCGUGGUGUGGAGAGAAUAUAUGUAUAGGGAUCAGGAGAGAUUAUAUGAUACUGAACUCUACAACUGGUGCAUUGACUGAUGUGUUUCCUUCGGGGAGGCUCGCGCCGCCGUUGGUGGUUCCUCUUCCUUCGGGGGAGCUUCUUCUCAGCAAGGAUAACAUUGGGGUUUUUGUGGACCAAAAUGGGAAGCUUGCUCAUGAAGGCAGGGUUUGUUGGACGGAGGCGCCUACGGUUGUUGUUAUUCAGAAGGCCUAUGGAAUAGCUCUGUUAUCGAGAUAUGUUGAGGUUCGGUCCCUACGAGCGCCAUAUCCGUUGAUACAAACAAUUAUUCUUCGAAAUGCUCGUCGUCUUCUCCAAAGCAACAAUGCUGCCAUUGUUGCAUUAGACUAUGCUGUUUAUGGUCUCUUCCCUGUCCCUCUUGGUGCGCAGAUUGUACAAUUAACAGCAUCUGGUGAGUUUGAGGAAGCUUUGUCAUUGUGUAAGCUGCUUCCGCCUGAAGAAGCAAGCCAUAGAGCCGCAAAGGAGGCAUCAAUCCAUAUCAGAUGUGCUCACCAUCGUUUUGAUUCUGGGGACUAUGAGGAUGCCAUGGAGCAUUUUGUGGCUUCACAAGUGGAUAUAACCUAUGUACUUUCUAUGUAUCCUUCUAUUGUUCUUCCCAAGACAACCAUGGUAGUUGAUCCAGACAAACUGAUGGAUAUAUCUACAGACUCAUCAUAUCUCUCAAGAGGUUCAUCUGGUAUGUCAGAUGAUAUGGAACCCUCUCCCCUCUCACAUGUGCUGGAAUCGGAGGAGAGUGCAGCACUUGAGUCCAAAAAAAUGAGCCAUAACACUCUCAUGGCUCUCAUUAAGUUCUUGCAGAAAAAGAGAUUCAGCAUAAUUGAAAAAGCUACUGCUGAGGGGACAGAAGAGGUUGUUUUGGAUGCUGUUGGAGACCGUGAGUCUAAUAGGUUCAUGAAAAUAAACAAGGGGCGUGGCAGCACUCCAGUUACCUCCCGUGCUAGGGAAAUGGCAGCUAUACUGGAUACAGCUCUCCUCCAAGCUCUACUUCUUACUGGACAGUCUUCAGUGGCCUUGGAAUUACUGAAAGGUCUCAACUACUGUGAUGUAAAAAUAUGUGAGGAGAUUCUCCUAAAAAGUAAUCAUCAUGCUGCUUUGUUAGAACUUUACAAGUGCAAUUCAAUGCACCAUGAAGCUCUAAAACUAUUGCAGCAGUUAGUAGAAGAGUCAAAAUCUAAUCAGGUCCAACCUGAGGUAAUCCAAAAGAUAAAGCCGGAGUCAAUUGUUGAAUAUCUCAAGCCUCUUUGUGGCACUGAUCCCAUGCUCGUCUUGGAGUAUUCGAUGCUUGUCCUUGAGAGUUGCCCAACACAGACAAUUGAGCUCUUUCUGAAUGGAAAUAUCCCAGCCGAUUUAGUAAACUCUUAUUUGAAGCAGCAUGCUCCAAACAUGCAGGCCAGAUACUUAGAACUUAUGCUUGCUAUGGAUGAAAAUGGAAUCUCAGGGAAUCUGCAGAAUGAAAUGGUGCAUAUCUAUCUAUCAGAAGUACUUGACUGGUAUGCAGAUUUAAGUGCUCAACAGAAAUGGGAGGAGCAAACUUACUCCCCUACGAGAAAGAAACUAUUGUCUGCUUUAGAAAGCAUAUCGGGUUAUAGUCCGGAGGCUUUGCUGAAACGUCUUCCGGCUGAUGCUUUAUAUGAAGAACGUGCAGUUUUGUUGGGCAAAAUGAAUCAACAUGAGCUUGCCUUGUCCCUAUAUGUUCACAAGCUUCAUCUUCCUGAGAUGGCACUGUCCUAUUGUGAUCGAGUAUAUGACUCAUUGGCGCAUCAACCGUCUUCAAGAUCUUCUGGCAAUAUAUACCUUACUCUAUUACAAAUCUAUCUUAAUCCGAAGAGAACAACCAAGAACUUUGAGAGGCGGAUUAUGAAUUUGGUAUCACCGCAGAACAAAGGAACGCCAAAGGUUGGUUCUGCAAAUACAGUUAAAAGUAAAGGAGGUCGUGGAGCUAAGAAAAUUGCUGCAAUAGAGGUGGCAGAUGACAUAAGAAUCAGUCAAAGUGGCACUGACAGUAGUAGGAGUGAUGGAGAUGCAGAUGCAGACGCAGACGAAUCUGGUGAGGAAGGAGGGUCAACAAUCAUGCUUGAUGAGGUUCUUGAUGUGUUGAGCAGAAAGUGGGACAGAAUAAAUGGAGCUCAAGCUCUCAAACUUUUGCCUAGGGAGACUAAACUACAGAACUUGCUUCCGUUUAUGGGACCCCUUUUGAGAAAAUCAAGUGAAGCUUACAGGAAUCUUUCAGUGAUAAAAAGUUUAAGACAAAGUGAUAACCUGCAGGUUAAAGAAGAACUCUACGAACAAAGGAAAGGGGUGGUAAAGAUCACAAGCGACAGUGUGUGCUCCCUUUGCAGAAAGAAAAUAGGAACAAGUGUGUUUGCUGUGUAUCCAAAUGGGAGUACAAUAGUGCAUUUUGUUUGCUUCAAAGACUCCCAAAGUAUGAAAGCCGUGGGCAGAGGAUCUCCCCUAAGGAAGCGAUGAAGACUUCAGUAUUAAAUGGUGCUAACGAUCACCAGAGAGAGAACAUGUGCUUCCAUUGCAGGAAGAAUACGGGGACAAGUGGUUUGUGCUUCCCAGACGGGACCAAUUGUGCAUUUUCGUUGCUUUAGAAUCAAAACACGAAAGAUCUCUGGUAAGGAAGCGAUGAAGACCAAGCAAUCAAUUCAGCUAAGGAAGCCUUUUCCUCCUCGUUUCGCUUGCAAAUACGGAUUAUGAGCAUAAAUGAGCUCUAUUCUGCGGGCACUCCAACCAUGCUCAAUUGACAGUAAAUUUCUGGUGAGCCAUUCGAUCAAUGCUUAUUGUAGAUUGUGUGUGCAGACUGAGAUUGUGAGUUUUGAUUGUUACAUUUACAUUGUAAAGAUCGAAAACAAAAAUUUCGUGU